GUUCCAUUUGUUAUUUAUCACAUAUGGCGUUGAAAUUUGAAAUCAACUGAUCCGAGUUUGUUAUGUGAUUUCUGAAAAAGGUCAAAUUGCUUGUCAAAAAUCAGAAUUGUUUGUAUGUAUAUUUAAAAUUUGUCAAAAUUAGAGACAUUCAAUUUGAAUAGACCGUUUGGCCCUUCUGGUAUGAACGUGUUGAAAGGUAAGGCCCAGUUGGCUGGGAAGCCGGCUUCCCAGUUCCCAUGGAGGGCACCUCCGCCCAACAUAUACUGCAUCAAAAACCUCCUUGGCUUCAUUAACCACGACAUCACGAAAAAGCUCGCCCCGGCUUACAGCCUCGUAAGGUACGUCUAUCCUCCCAAGCCGAAGGUGAAGGUCUCGACCGCCCCUUUCAUCAAAGCGAUGAGGCGGAAGCAGAGGAAGAAGACGAACACGCUGAUACACAGGUCGUCCAGGAGGAGGAAGAAGAAGAAGAAGAAGAAGCAGAAGCAGAGUCAAGGGAGAGCGAGAUUCAAGAGGAGAGAAGACAUGAGCAACAAAGAAUUGGCGGAAAACGUUGAGGAAGAAGAGCCACCCAGUUUGGAGGUGUUCGACACCGUACCGGCCUUCAAGCCUCCUCCGCUCAAGUAUAAACUGACCAGGAGGACAUCUAGCGUUUCGGACCUGUUCAUGAUGACGACGGGCAACGUCAAGUGUAAAUCCUGCAAUGUCUGGACCACGGAGGAAGACCCCGACGACCCAUGGAACGACCCAAAGUAUAAAAACGAUGAGAUUCACGGUAUACAGUACGUAGGUGUUGCGAUAAAAGACGAAAAACACAAGACGUCGAAGACGAAGAAGAGGAAGUCAGUCAGCUCCAAGAAGAAGGACUGAGGUUGAUACACACGGCACCGGAGAAGUUACCACCACCAAGAAGUCAAUUGUAAAACCGUACGGUUCUCCAGUCGGCUUAUCCUCCCUGCAAGGUUGAGAUUAAAAUUCUAAUUCAAAGAGGUUUA
Molecule: messenger RNA, 992 nt
Organism: Cimex lectularius (bed bug)
Lineage: Eukaryota; Metazoa; Arthropoda; Insecta; Hemiptera; Cimicidae
Exons: 5
Coding region: 181-867 (228 amino acids)
Source: RefSeq, a predicted model, not a curated record